CACUGGGUUCUAUGUAUUUUUAGUAACGUGAAUUAUAUUGACACAUUACUUUUAAAGUUUCUCACACUGUCCCUCUUCCUACAGUUCAACAUAGAUUCAGGGGAGAUAGUGCAGGAGUACGAUCGUCACCUCGGAGCCGUCAGCACCAUCACGUUUCUAGAUGGGAACAGGAGAUUCGUCACAACAUCUGACGACAAGAGCCUCCGCGUCUGGGAAUGGGAUAUCCCAGUGGAUAUGAAAGAUGAGUACGUGGCUGAGCCUCAUAUGCACUCCAUGCCGGCUGUGACACUCUCCCCUAAUGAGAAGUGGCUGGCGUGUCAGUCAGUGGACAACACAAUACUGGUGUACGGAGUCCACAACAACUUCAGACUCAACAGAAAGAAGAACUUCAAGGGGCAAUGGUGGCUGGCUAUGCCUGUUCUGCUGACUUCUCUCCAGAGGGAAGUCUGGUGGUAUCGGGUGAUGCGGAUGGGAAACUGACAGUAUGGGAAUGGAGAACCACUAGGAUCGUGACAAGGUUCAAGGCGCACGACUCUGUGUGUAUCAGUUGCCUAUGGUUACCGCACAAGACAUCAAAGAUCAUCAGUUGUGGCUGGGAUGGGAAGAUACAUCUCUGAGACUGACUCACUAACUUCAAUGUUCCACAUACAUAAUUAUUAUACAAGUGGAAAAAUCAUUUCUUCAAAAUGAAAGGGGGAUAUAGGGAUGGCUUGAAGCACCAAAAAGGAAUAAACAAGG
Messenger RNA from Geodia barretti, 738 nucleotides. Lineage: Eukaryota; Metazoa; Porifera; Demospongiae; Tetractinellida; Geodiidae. The record is from the annotation of a GenBank genome assembly.